AUGGCCGUUGUCGACCCCGCCGCAACUAGGGCGUUGGUUUUGUUCAGUUUGUCAAUGAUUGCUCUACCUUUGGUGUCUCUUUUCGCGUCCCACCAUGUCUUCUCGAGAGUAUUCGACAUCUCAAAUUCUUCUUCCUAUAUUUACGGAGCUAUUGUGGCUGUUGUGACUGUUCAUAUUGUCCUCCUAUGUUUUGUUCUUCACGCAUUCUCUGAUAGUAAAAAGGAUACUCAAACGAAAUCAGACUGA
Messenger RNA from Dicrocoelium dendriticum, 246 nucleotides. The record is from the annotation of a GenBank genome assembly. NCBI's taxonomy places the organism in Eukaryota, Metazoa, Platyhelminthes, Trematoda, Plagiorchiida, Dicrocoeliidae.